UUUGGCAUUGUGGCCAGGGCUGUCACAUCUUCCAUCAGCACUGAGAUGACAUAGACCCGUUAAUUUCAUUUCAUUAAUUAAUUUUGUGUUCAUUUUAGAAUAAUUUUCAUGCACUGCUCCUACUAAGAAUUAAUGCUUGCAAAUUUGAAAUAUUUAGCAUUCGUUUUAACGCAUUUGCAUUAAAAAGAACUGCUGUUUUCCUGUGAAUACUGAUUAAUAAUUGGUUGAGAUCUUCAGUUUGUAUACAUAAAACCUGGAAAAAUGAAUGAUGUAACUCAAAGAUAUUUUUUGAAUCCAGACGCUGUCAGCAAACACUUGUACUGUUCAAUAUGUCAAGAUGUUUUUAAUGAACCACAAAGAGCGCCUUGUGGUCACAGUUUUUGCAAAUUGUGCAUUCAGCAGUGGUUAAGACAAAGCAAGACAUGUCCAGAAGAUAGAAAACCAUUGACAACAAAGCAGUUACAUUAUGAUUUUAUUCUUGCGAAUAUCAUUGGUGAUCAAAUGGUUGGUUGUCCGUUCAGAACAAAAGGUUGUGAUUUUGUUGAUAAGUUAGAGAAGCUAGCUUCUCAUAGAAAGAGCUGCACCUUUAAUCCACUGAAUCUUCCAGCAUUCAUGAAAGAAAACGAGGAGCCAAAAUCAUUUAUUCUUGAGUCUAAUGGCGACGAUGAUAAAUUACCAACGCCAGCAAAACCAUCCCUUAAAAUGCGACUUUUCUGUGACGAAAACAAAAGAGACUUAUUGCGUUCAGUGUUCGAAAGUCGUGAAAAUAAGCCGUCAUCUUCUGCCGACAGACGCGAAGAAAAAUUUAACAAUGUGUGGUUGGAAAAAUCGAAAUGCGCAAAAACUCGAAAUAGUAAACGCGUUAACCUUAUCUCUAUCGAUGACAGCUUUGACGAGUUGCUAUAGGAUGUGACGAAUACACUGAUGUUUAAAUAUAAGCAUAAUAACGAAGUUGAGCGCUUCUGAGCACACAGAUCAAUUCGAACGUUUUUUUUACAGAACCUGUUUUUGCUAAAAUUUUGAUAAAUUCCAAUGUUGGAACAGAAUGUCUCCUAGGCUUUGAAAAGUAUGAAUAUCUUAAACAUUUUGAAUUAAGACUACCCUUCAAGGUAAUUAUAUGGCGGAACACAAGACCAGGGUGUAUGGCAACUUGUUUAUCAAUUUAUUGUUUUAAAGGUCACCCAGACUGAUUUCCAGAUAUUUAAAGUCCGGAAAACACCCUGGUAGUUCUUUGAAGAUAAAAGUCUCUGAGCCAUAAAAUAGAACUAUUCCCCCCAAAAGUCCCAGCGAAUGCUUGACAUUGGUAAUGACUUUUGUGUUUGCCUCCGUUGUACUAGGAUUUUACUUGUUCAAAUAACUUUUGCUUAAAAUACCUUACAAAUAAGCAAAAGUGGAUAAAGAAACCCUUGAAACUGUUAAAAGAUGGUAGACACAGUAAAGGUUUUUUUUCAGCUUCCGUAGAUACAGAAGACAUAGAGUCCAUCUCUCGUGAAGACAUGUUCUCUACUAAUACAUGAGAUUAGCGCAUGAAAAACCUCUAAACUUUCUGUAUACAACACUUUGAUGUAGUAAGAGAUUUUGGGACGUGCUCAUGCUGAGAAAGCGUGUUUUCGGAGUUUACGUUAGCUAUAGUCCCUGAAUAUCAUUGAUGUUUAAAUGUAUUGGUAUUUCAUUCGAAUUGUGAAUAUUUUAAUUUUGUAAAUUUAAUAAUAAUGUAGUCUUUUUAAA
Molecule: messenger RNA, 1728 nt
Organism: Hydractinia symbiolongicarpus
Lineage: Eukaryota; Metazoa; Cnidaria; Hydrozoa; Anthoathecata; Hydractiniidae
Product: RING finger protein 151-like
Exons: 7
Coding region: 262-906 (214 amino acids)
Biological process (GO): protein ubiquitination
Molecular function (GO): ubiquitin-protein transferase activity
Source: RefSeq, a predicted model, not a curated record